Messenger RNA from Darwinula stevensoni, 2363 nucleotides. The record is from the annotation of a GenBank genome assembly. Lineage: Eukaryota; Metazoa; Arthropoda; Ostracoda; Podocopida; Darwinulidae.
CUCACAGUGCCAUGCGAUAUGAUGGCCAGGCGCUCAUUUAAAAUAUAUGUUGCUUUCUGUAUCCAGGAUAUUGUGCAGCUUAUUCCUCUACAAUGACGCACUAAACUCUCUUCUUUGCGUGUGUUGUUUCGUCAUCCCUUUACUCAGCAAUCCCAUCUACUGCUGAACCCGCGAAGAGAAGGCCGAGACGAGGAGGGAGCGGCGAAGAGGGAAGAUGUCGUGAGGCACGAAAGGGAAGGAGGAGAAGACGGAGAGUGCGUACGUGUGCUUUCCGGAGUCCUCGCCCAGUGCAGCACAGGAGUCAUGCGAGCGAGCUUGAGCUGAGGCUCCCAUGCUCGUCUCAGUCGGGGCCCAGUCCAAAUCCACCCUGCAUCUGUGCACCUCGAACCCUUCUUUUCCUUCCCUUCCAUACGGCGGAUGUUGAAGGAACUAUUCGAGGAAUGAGAGGAAAUCUGUAUGGAUGGUGAGAGAUGGAUUUGAAGGAAAGCGAGCCUCAUGCCCUCCUGGAUCUCUGCUCUCAACUGCAGAGUGGCCGACAUUGCGAUCCCAUCGUCUGCCAGGCCAAGAUCAACAAAUACCUGAGUCGUGUGACCUCCUGCAAGACUGCCUUCUUGUUCCUCGUCUCAGAGGAAGGACUGGAACUCAGUUGUGGAGUGGUCGGGGACAAACCCCUCGCCAGUGAUGUCAAGAUUCCUGUGAGCCUUGCUUCUUCCUCAUCCCGUUGCGUCUCAAAGACGAGCAACAGCCUGGGGAGCGCGGUGUUGGAGAACCAGGUUAUCAGCUUCCUGGAACUAAAUCCAGCACACAGACAGGCCGUGCUGAAUCUCCUCGGAUUCCCAAUCCAUUCCUUCCUAUGUGUUCCCAUCUCCUGCCCCGACAAGAAUGAAUCUGGAGCACCAGUGUCCCUGUUGGCUUGUUUGGCACAGAAGGCUGGAAGACCUUCCUUCACAUCAAGAGAUGCUGCAUUGGUCAGGGAAUGCUUCCGGGUUGUUCUAGGACCUCUCAUGGCAGCUUUGGCAUGUUCAGAAGAAAGGAGACUGAGGAAGCAGUGUCAGAGUCUGCUAACUGUGGCUAGGAAUCUCUUCAAGCAUCUCAGUGAGUUGUUCUUCGUUGCAAAUUUUUUAGAUUAGCCCCUAUCUACAUCAGUUCAUGCUAUAAUAUGGUCUACAUUUCAGAUGAUGUGACUACAUUAUUGAGGGAGAUCAUGUAUGAGGCUAAGAAUCUCACCACUGCCGAGAGGUGCUCCCUGUUCCUCAUGGAUGAGACCAGGCAAGAAUUGGUGGCUAAGGUUUUUGAUGGACCAGAGGACUUCGCAAUCAGUUGUUCCAUGGAAUGUGUCUGUGUGGUUCUUGACCCAGAAUGCAUUAUCUGAGGUGAGGCUCCCUAUCUCCAAGGGGAUUGUUGGUUAUGUGGCCCGGACAGGAGAACUGCUAAACAUCAAAGAUGCUUAUGCACAUCCCCUCUUUUACAAGGGCAUGGAUGAGGCAACAGGGUUCCAUACCAAGAACAUACUCUGCUUCCCGAUCAAAGAUGAGGCUCAAGUCAUUGGUGUGGCUGAACUGUGCAAUAAGGUUUCAGAUGAUGAGAUCGAGCCAAUUCUGAAAGCUAACAUUCCGUCUCCAGAGGGGAUACGCUCUGACUUCCACACUUUCCGGUACACACCACGCUCUAUCAUGGAACGGGACACUCCAAUGGCCAUCAUAGCCAUCUUCAAGGACUUGAAUAUGCUCCAGCGUUGGAGAAUUCCCAUUGAAGCUCUUGCCAGAACACUGGACCUUUUAACUAACAGGGAUUUGGAGUGCCUAUGCUUGUUGGUGGCAUGUCUUUGCCAUGACCUGGACCAUAGAGGCACCACUAAUUCCUUUCAAGUGGCGUCAAAUUCUGUUAUUGCCUCCCUGUAUAGUUCUGAAGGUUCUGUUAUGGAGAGGCACCAUUUUGCUCAGGCCAUGUGCAUCUUGAACACAGAGAAAUGCAAUAUGUUGGACAAUCUGUCUGAGAAGGACUUUGAGGAGUCCAUCAACCUCAUCCAGGAACUCAUCCUUGCUACUGAUGUGGCAAGGCACCUCCAUCUCAUGCCACAGUUUCGGAAAAUGAUGGAUACUGGGUACCAGAAGGACUCACUGGAGCAUCAUCGUCUCCUGCGUUGUCUUCUCAUGACUGCCUGUGAUUUCUCUGAUCAAACCAAAGAUUGGAUUUCCUGCAAGAACAUUGCUGAGAAGAUUUAUCGGGAGUUCUUUCGCCAAGGAGACCUGGAGAAGGCAAUGGGGAAUCGACCUCUGGACAUGAUGGAUCGGGAGAAGGCCUGCAUUCCCAGUCUUCAAAUACAGUUCAUUGACGAAUUUGCACUCCCUGUCUUUACGUGA